Molecule: messenger RNA, 1458 nt
Organism: Pogonomyrmex barbatus (red harvester ant)
Lineage: Eukaryota; Metazoa; Arthropoda; Insecta; Hymenoptera; Formicidae
Product: protein Fer3
Biological process (GO): developmental process; regulation of transcription by RNA polymerase II
Molecular function (GO): DNA-binding transcription factor activity, RNA polymerase II-specific; protein dimerization activity; RNA polymerase II transcription regulatory region sequence-specific DNA binding
Source: RefSeq, a predicted model, not a curated record
GAAAAAUUUUUAUUUCUCUUCUGGCUCGUGUUAGUUUUAUUAAAUUUAUAAAUUGUAAAUUUAUCGCUACAACAUCUUUAUACAGAUCAGAAACUCGGCUUUCCCGUCGUUCGGUUUCCAUCCAUCGCGUCCAUUUUACAAUCUUUCGGUCAAUAUUCGAAAUGAGCUCUGGCGACACCGGUAGGCCGCACCGCGACAAGCACCGCCCAACGGGGGUUACAGGGGUGUCGAGGAGGCCCCAAUGUUGUCGUAGUUGCGUCACGGCGCACGCGUCUCGCGACAUGUGAUCUGCGCGUUUUCGGGGAUGCCGAAGAGGGUAGCUACCCCCGGGAUGUCUGUAAAAUUUCCGAAAAUGCGCUAUCCCGGUGGAUGGUCCUCAGAAUAACGGGACGCUCGAGCCCCGAAACAAUCGCAAGACGUCGUUCAAGUGCCAUUACGCACAGACAUCCUUCUUUUUUUUAAUUUUUUUCCAUCUUCUGUGAGUGAGUAAACGAGCACUGGUGGUAUUCAUUCGUCGCUGGACAGGAAGCGGGAUAUGAGCUACACCGAACCGCUGUGGGAGAUUAAUGGAAAUCAAGCACCAGUAAUCACGGCGGAGAUGUCGCAGUACGUUGGCGGUGAAAUCGCUAGCUAUCCGAUGUGGGAUAGUUCCGUCUUGUAUCAAACGCAGCCGCCUGCUCAUCCGCACGUGAAUGAACACGGAUUGUACAGGCAACCCUGUGCGUUGUUGCACCAGAGUCGUUAUACACCGAACGGUCGUUCGCCGAACUUACCGUCGUCAACGACGAAGAAACCGAGACGUCGAGUGGCAACAGUAUCUCAGAGGAGAGCUGCAAAUAUUCGGGAGAGGCGCAGGAUGUUCAAUCUAAACGAGGCCUUCGACAAACUCCGCAGGAAAGUACCGACAUUCGCUUACGAGAAACGGCUUUCGAGAAUCGAGACGUUGCGCCUGGCAAUCACAUACAUCGCCUUUAUGGGGGAGCUGCUCGGUAUCGAGCCGAGUAGUCCGAAACCGGAAUACAUACCACGAGAAUACUAUUUGCCGAAUUGAAUCUUCUCUCCUCUGUUUCCAUGAUGAACGAGACUAGUUCGUUAACCGAUGCGAGCUAACAUUCUAUCGACGAAAAUUUAUUAUUAUUUAUAAUCGGCGAAACCAGUCUUCCAUUAUUUUAUAUAUAUAAAAUUAAUAUUAUAAUAUUAAAUCUUUAGAUGUAAUUUAAUCAUGAUACUCGUACAUUUUUAAUAUUUCUUUUUAUAAUGUUAUUCGGCAUUUUUUUUUAUUUUGGUCUAUUAAUCUUUUCGAUAGUAUUCUUUCUUCAACAUUGUUUAUAAAUAAUCGCGUGUCUAUAAAAAAUCUAAAAAUAAUAUUAAAAGAGGAACUUUCAAAUCAAGAGGAUAUUUUAAGUCUCGAAAUAUUCAUUCUGGUAUCGAAAAGAUUAAAAUUUUCGUUAACUAGAC